This is a messenger RNA of Exophiala oligosperma, 1224 nucleotides long. RefSeq lists its product as uncharacterized. NCBI's taxonomy places the organism in Eukaryota, Fungi, Ascomycota, Eurotiomycetes, Chaetothyriales, Herpotrichiellaceae. The coding region runs from base 178 to 1155 and encodes 325 amino acids. The transcript is spliced from 3 exons. Gene Ontology annotation, cellular component: Golgi membrane; COPII-coated ER to Golgi transport vesicle; endoplasmic reticulum-Golgi intermediate compartment. The record is from RefSeq and is a predicted model, not a curated record. Gene Ontology annotation, biological process: Golgi organization; endoplasmic reticulum organization; endoplasmic reticulum to Golgi vesicle-mediated transport. Gene Ontology annotation, molecular function: D-mannose binding.
CUGGACACGCUGGUGGUAACACUUAUUUACUGUUUGGAGUACAAGCACCACGAGACUCCUGGGUUCUUAAACAAGACAUCAAUUGGCAGGCGCCUGACUGAUUGACCAGGAAAGAAACGUGCCAUGCUUGUCAACUUUUGUCCUUAACCAAAACAUCUACUGGUCUCGCUCGCAGCAAUGAUGUGGCUCCCUCAAGCCUGGUCGUCAAUAUGCCUGCUUCUUGCAUGUGCAAUUGGCACACGAGCAGCAGUCGAGGCCGAUACUUCCAUGAAGAGUAUCCCUCUGCGCACGCACAGUCUGGCUCCUCCGUACCUCGACUCUGACAUGUCGAGUCGAUGGUUCGACUUUGGCGGCGACACCAUAAUACGAACGGACCAGUACAUCCGAUUGGCCUCCGAUGUGCCCUCCCAGUCAGGAUGGUUGUUCUCGAGAAUACCUCUCACGGCGACGAAUUGGGAGGUGGAAUUCGAGUUUUCUAUACAAGGAAAGGGACACUUACACGGUGACGGGUUCGCGCUUUGGAUCACCAAGGAGAGAGGCCAGCCGGGGCCGGUGUUUGGUCACGCGGAUCGAUUCGAAGGCCUCGGAAUCUUCUUCGACACGUACAAGAACAACAGGCCUGGAGUGGUGUUCCCAUACGUGAUGGCCAUGAUGGGAGACGGGCAAACGACUUACGAUUCAGCCAACGACGGCAAGGCUAAUGAAAUUGGAGGAUGCUCGGCACGAGGACUGCGCGGUGCAUCGAUCCCGACCAAAGCCAAACUGACGUAUUUCCAAGACAAGUCGUUGUCACUACAGUUGCAGUAUAAGUCGACGGAUUCCUGGAUCGACUGUUUCAGCCUGGAACCAAAUGCAAAUAUGCCUCUGAAGUUGCCCAACACUGCUUACUUGGGUUUCAGUGCGCAUACUGGUGAGCUUACGGACAACUUUGAUGUCAUCAGCGUGGAGACGAGGAACUUGUACAACCCUGUCGCUGCGAACACUGGUAGAAAUUCAGCCGCUGCCAACAGAGCGAGCGCACGUGGACGACCUGAUAAGAAGACCGGUGGUUGGGGCUGGUUCUUUUUCAAGUUGAUCUUGUUUGGUGGACUUGUUGGAGGUGGAUACGUGGGUUACAACAAGUACAAGCAGAAGCAGCGAUACACUGGAUUCUAGACGAUUCCACUGUAGCACGCAUAGCCAGUCAAUAUGUACAAUGAAUGACCAAAAGAAAAUGAAAUCCGG